AUGAUGUUGUUACGAUCUUUCAAACUCCUCCGCCGUCGCCGCCGCAGCAACCUGCCACCCUUUCCUUUCUCCUCUCCUCGCCGCCACAGCACUGCCGUCGACGUUUCCAAUUCAAAAGACGUGGUAUCAUCAUCGAUCGUUACCCAACUCCAAGAGCUCCUUCAACACCCAAAAGACGAAUGGAACUCACAGGAAAGCAAGAAUCUUCUUCUUCCUCUUCUCUUCAACGAUUCAGAGCCUCUUUCUUCCCGCCAGAUCCUCCAGAUCACGCGCCAAUUGGGUUCAACUACCAAAGCUCUCGACUUUCUCGAAUUCAUAAGAACCAAUGCAGAACCGGAACAGCAACACUGUCACUUGCUGUCUUCGGUGUUCCAGAGCGCUCUUGAGCUCGCGAAUCGUGACGCUACUUCGAAAAUUGAGGUCUUGAAGCUUCAUGGUUACUUAAAAUCCCAAAAUUGGAAGAUUGAUUUGAGUUCCCAAUCAGCUUUGAUUCUUCUACGAUGCUUGGAGGGUGCUAAAAUGGUGGACGAUUCACUUUUUUUGUUUAAGAGGCUCGACAAUUCUGCAAAAAAUCCCGGAAUUUUCAACGAGUUGUUGAGGUUGUUGAUGAAAUCGGGCCGAAUUGAUGAUGCACUCCAAGUGCUCGACGAAAUGCUUGAACGGGAUUCCAAGAUUCUGCUGAAUGGUUCCACGGGGGAUACUGUUAUUGAGGAGUUGGUAAAGUGGAGAGACCCACGGGGGAGAAGCUUCUCUGAUGAGGAAACUCUGGCGUUGGUUAAGAAGCUUGGGGAGCAUGGUGUUUUUCCUGAUACCUUCAAGCUGACGCAACUGAUUACCAACCUGUGUAAAAGGAAGAGUAAUAACGCUGCGCGGGAGAUUCUGCACUGUGUGAUGGAAUUUGGUGGUGAAGUUGAUGCUGCACCUUGCAAUGCUAUGUUGACUGGGCUGGGAAAAGGAAGGGACAUUGAAGGAAUGAAUAAGUUGUUGGUUAAGAUGCAAGAGAUGAAUAUACGGCCUAGUGUCGUGACGUUUGGGAUUGUUUUCAGACAUCUGUGUGCGGCUCGGAGGGUUGAUGAAGCUUUGGAAAUGUUUAACAAGUUGAGAGGCAAAGGUGAAAGUAAUUUGUUUGGUGUAGAACCUGAUGUGGUAUUGUUUAAUACUUUGAUUGAUGGAUUGUGUAAAGUUGAAAGGGAGGAAGAAGCAUUGAGUCUCUUGGAGGAGAUGAAAACAGGAAGCAAACAUAAGCCCAACACCAUUACAUAUAAUUGCUUGAUUGACGGGUUUGGCAAGGCCGGCAACAUUCAUAAAGCGCAGGAGCUGUUUGAUCAGAUGAAUGAGGAAGGCGUUCAGCCAAAUGUGGUUACCCUCAAUGUAUUGGUUAAUGGUAUGUGCAGAAGUGGGAGGGUCCAUAGUGCAGUCGAGGUUUUCAAUGCAAUGAAAGAGAAGGGCCUCAAAGGCAAUGCUGCAACGUAUACGCCACUAAUAUCCGCUUUUUGUGGAGUUAACAACAUCGAUAAAGCCAUGCAGUUUUUCGAUGAGAUGUUGAGUUCUGGAUGCUCCCCAGACGCAAUUGUUUACUACAGUUUGAUAUCUGGUUUGAGCAUAGCUGGAAGGAUGGAUGAUGCCAGCAUUGUCGUGUCGAAGUUGAAGCAAGCUGAGUUCGGUCUUGAUGUAGCUUGCUAUAAUGUCCUGAUCAGUGGAUUUUGUAAGAAGAAUAAGCUGGAAAGGGUUUAUGAAAUGCUUGAAGAAAUGGAAAAAGUUGGAGUUAAGCCCGAUACGGUCACUUACAACACUCUGCUUUCCUCCCUAGGCAAAAGUGGAGAUUUUGAAACUGCCAAUAAGUUGAUGAAAAAGAUGAGGAAAGAGGGUCUUGCGCCUUCCGUGGUUACUUUUGGGGCACUGAUACAUGCAAAUUGUUUAAAUGACAAUGUUGAUUAUGCCAUGACGAUUUUCCAGGAAAUGUGUUCUACUACAUCCAAGGUUCACCCUAAUACUGUUAUAUACAACAUUUUAAUUGAUGCUCUAUGCAAGAAAGAUGAUGUAGAAAAGGCUGUUUCAUUGAUGGAUGACAUGGAGGAAAGAGGGGUUAGGCCUAAUACAACAACAUAUAAUGCUAUUCUCAAAGGGAUUAGAGAUAAGGGAGUGUUGAAUGUAGCUUUAGCACUUAUGGACAGAAUGAUUGCGAAUGCUUGCAGAGCUGACUAUGUAACCAUGGAGAUUCUUACAGAAUGGCUUUCUGCUGUGGGUGAAAUUGGAAAACUUGAUCGAUUUGUCAUGGGGUAUUCAGUUUCCUCUGAUUCAAGAUCAUCAUUGGCAAAACUAUUUGCUGCCUCAAACUCCUCUCCGAAGGCGCUGUGCAAAUCAUCUGAUGGGAAAGAAUCCUCCACAGAAUCAAUGGAAAAACUAUCUACAACAUCAAUGGCAAAACUAUUUACAGUCUCAACUGAUCGUCCCCUAAGGGCGCCUUCCAAAUUGGCGGAUAGGAAAACCUCCUCUAGAAGAUCAUCAUCGGCAAAAAUAUCUGCUGCCUCAACCUCUUCUCAGAGGGCUCCUUGCAAAUCAUCUGAUGGUAAAGCUUCCCUUACAACAUCAUUGGCAGAACUAUUUACAGUCUCAACCUAUCAUCCCCUGAGGGAGCCGCCCGAAUCGCCGGACAGGAAAAGAAAAAGUUCUUAG
Molecule: messenger RNA, 2676 nt
Organism: Arachis ipaensis
Lineage: Eukaryota; Viridiplantae; Streptophyta; Magnoliopsida; Fabales; Fabaceae
Molecular function (GO): protein binding
Source: RefSeq, a predicted model, not a curated record